Molecule: messenger RNA, 666 nt
Organism: Lottia gigantea (owl limpet)
Lineage: Eukaryota; Metazoa; Mollusca; Gastropoda; Lottiidae
Exons: 2
Coding region: 1-666 (221 amino acids)
Source: RefSeq, a predicted model, not a curated record
AUGGGCAAAAAAUUUAAUUUAAUAUUUCCUAAUAACCCAAUGCUCAUGUGCAUAUGCGGUAGUUCUGGUUCUGGAAAAACUCAUCUCACUUUUAACAUGUUGACAACACCAAAACUUUUAGAUUUCGAUUCUUUGUAUAUCACAACAACACCAGAGCAAUCAUGUUCAAGACCUAUUUCAAUAUUACGAGAAAACGAAGAAGUAGUGGAAAUAAAAGAUAUCUUAGAUAACUACAUCGAAGGAAAGAACCCAACGGAUAUAAAAGUUUUUCUUACGAAAAAUGUUAAUGACCUAGACUUGUCUAAUAUUGAUAGCAAACGAAAGAACUUAAUAUUGUUUGACGACUGCGUAGCGCAAAGAAAUCAAGCUGUUCAACAAGAAUUCUUCACGAAGGGAAGACAUCACAACUGUCACUGCAUAUAUCAAUCCCAAUCUUUUUACGGGAUGGAUUCUAUAUUUAUUAGAAAAAAUGCAAAUUGUUUUUUAUUAUUUGAAUUAAACGAUAAAGAUUUAUCUCAAAUCAUUCAGUCGAUAAAUAACGGAAUGGACAGAGAUGCAUUUAAAAAGGUUUGUAAAGCUCAAUGGAAAAACCCAGAUGAUCAUGGAUAUAUAUUCGUUAAUACUAGAAAACCUGCUGAUGAAAGAGUUAUGACAGACAUUUGUUAA